Messenger RNA from Microbotryum saponariae, 2465 nucleotides. The record is from the annotation of a GenBank genome assembly. NCBI's taxonomy places the organism in Eukaryota, Fungi, Basidiomycota, Microbotryomycetes, Microbotryales, Microbotryaceae.
AUGUCGGCGACCAACAUCCCCAACCGCAACGACGUCCCCGGUGGCAUUGCCCCGUGAGUGAUCUCGUCUACACUCGCAGUCUGUUUCACGUUCAUCCCGUGCCGUGUACGCUCCGCUCGGUGGCAGCAGCUGAACAGCCUCGUGCGACCGACCGACUGAUUGAUUGACUGGACCACCCGAACGAGGUCGCAACCAUUUCGGCGACCAGACUGACUGACACGUGAUUCCCACCUGCCCAUCUUUUCUUCGAUCUCGUUUCUUCCCACAGUACACCUCAAAGUGCGUACAUGAGCCUUGCACCCUCGCGCCCGUCUUCGAGACCCGAGUGUCGGACCCAACGCCGCUCGUCGCGAUCGCACGUGUGACGCUCUCGCAGUGCUGACAUUGUCGCCGUGUUCGCAUCUCGCGCUCUACAGACACCCCUGCGGCGCAUUUGUCCCACUCGGUCAUGUCGUAAGUGUCGUUCUUGCGCGGUACAGGUACAUUCCCGGCCCUCGCUCAACCUCGAGCGGGCACGGCCGCCUGACGGCUCUCUGUCGUUCGAGGCGCGGCCCCCUUGGAGGCUCUCCUCGGCUCGCGCUCGCCUUCCCCCCAAAGGGAAAAGUCGCGCGCCAGCCCAGCGAGCGAGCGGCCCGAGGGCAGCGGCGCCGGUGGCCUGCCAGGCAGACGUCAGAACGCUUGCCGCCUGGGGGACAACUGACCGCUCAGCUGACCUCCGGACGGCGCGAUUCGACUCGAUCCGCAUUCGAGCCCUGCCCUACCCACCUCAUUCGGCGUCAUCCCAUCCAUACAUCCCCGUUGGUGGCAUGAACCCACAUCAAGACUCUGUAGCUGACCUCGCCUUGUCUGCCCGUUCUUUCUGAUCCUGAUCUCCAGCCGCCCUCAAGUCCCCUCGACCUUGUCCGAGGAGCAAGAGGACGAUGACCUUCCCACGAUCCAGACCGAUGGCGCAUCCGGUGCUCUCGCCGCUCUUUCGGGCCACCCCGCCUUCAGUCAGUUCGCGCCUCUUGCUACCUACACUCGUCUGCCCGUUCGCAGCAUCGCUGACCUCGACCGUCUGUCUGUUCUCCUCUCCCGCGUGUUCUCCCUUUGCGCCUCCCCACCUCCGCCCCACACUCAUCAUGGUCUCUACGCCGCACCGCACCGCGCCGCCUCCGCCUGGCUCGAAUCCUGACCCUACAUCACAGCCCAACUCGUCCAGGGCAAGCUCGACCGUCUCGUCGGCCAGUCUUCGGGCUACAUCGAGUCGCUCCCUCUGCCCGUCCGCCGCCGCAUCACCGGCCUCAAGGGUGUCCAAGCCGAGCACUCCAAGAUCGAGGCCGAGUUCCAGAGGGAGAUCUUUGAGCUCGAGAAGAAGUACGCCGAAAAGUACGCGCCCCUGUACGACCGACGCCGCGCCCUGAUCGACGGUACCGCCGAGCCGACCGAGGAAGAGGUCGAGAAGGGGUACGCUGAAGAGGAUGCCCUGGAGGAUGAGGAUGAGGAUGAGGACGAUGAGGACGAUGAGGAUGAGGAGAAGCCCGCAAAGGAGCGACUCGCCAAGCCUACCGAGGAGGAACUCGCCGAGGCCCCCAAGGGUAUCCCCGAAUUCUGGCUCACCGCGCUCAAGAACCACCUCGGCUUGUCGGAGCUCAUCACCGAGCGCGACGAGGAGGCGCUCAAAUUCUUGGCCGACAUCCGAGUCGCCUACCCGGCCGACAAGCCCGGCUUCACGCUCGUGUUCGAGUUCACCGCCGGCGCCAAGGCCUUCUUCUCGAACACUAAGCUCGAAAAGACCUACUACUACCAGGACGAGGUUGGAUACGAGGGCGAUUUUGUUUACGACCACGCCGUCGGCACAAAGAUCGAAUGGGUCGAUGGCAAGGACUUGACUACACGAGUCGAGACCAAGAAGCAGCGAAACAAGAGUGAGCAGUCCCUGCAUUUGACUAUUUCAGGCAUCGUCAUCGCGCAAUGCUGAAUCUAAUGCGCUUUCUUGGCCCGAAUAGACACCAACCAAACCCGUAUCGUCAAGAAGGUGGUUCCCACGGACUCGUUCUUCAGCUUCUUCAGCCCCCCCUCACCGCCGUCGGACGAGGACUCGGAGAACGAUAUCGAUGAGGAUAUCGACGAGAAGCUCGAGCUCGACUACCAGAUCGGCGAGGACAUCAAGGAGCGCGUUGUGCCCCGAGCGGUGUCGUACUUUGACGGUUCGGCGUUGAGGCACGAGCAGAUGGACGAGUUCGACAGUGAUGAGUUUGAUGAUGAGGAGGAGGAUGAGGAUUUGGACUCGGAUGAGGAUGAGGAUGAUGAGGGCCUUCCUGUUGGUCGAGGUCGUUCGAGGAAAGCACCCCUCCCGCCUUCGGGCGUCACCCCUGCUUCGGCACAGGAUCCGCAAGAGUAAGUUGUCGCCCCCGUCAAUACAUGCACGAGUUAGUAUACUGACCUCUCCCGCGUCCGUUCCUUUCAGGUGCAAGCAAUCGUAA